CCCGGUCGUCAUGACCCACCUCACCGGCAUGAUCCUGGCGGGUUCCGUCGAUAGAAUUUUCCAUAUAAAUCGCUCUCGCUCCCGCCUCCCCUUCCCGCUUCUUCACCACCUCACUCCAGCUUCCCGCACACUGUCCGGAAAUGUCUGCCGUCGAAGCCGUCAAGCAAAAGCGUGCCAAGGCCUACGCCCAUCUCGAUGAGGCCAAGCUCGGCUGGUUCCACUUGAGAGCCGUCCUCGUCUCUGGUGCCGGUUUCUUCACCGACCAGUAUGACAACUUCAUCAUCAGCUUGGCCCUGCCCAUGGUCUACCAGGUCUACUACCCCACCGACAGUACCAUGACCAAGUCCAGCUUCACUUCGCAGUUCCCCAACUACGAUGCCUGGAUGAAGGCUGCCACCUCCUGGGGCAACUUUGUCGGCCAGAUUGGCUUCGGUUACCUCGGUGACAAGCUCGGCCGCAAGAACAUGUACGGUAUCGAGCUGAUCGUCAUCAUCGUCUCGACCAUCGGUUCCGCCUUCUCUGCCAGCGCUAUUCGCGGUGCCAACAUCCUCCAGGUCCUUGCCGUCUGGCGUUUCUUCCUCGGUAUCGGUAUCGGUGGUGAUUAUCCUCUCUCUGCCAUCAUCACCUCCGAGUUCGCCAACGUCAAGUGGCGUGGUAUGCUCAUGGCCGCCGUCUUCUCCAUGCAAGGUGUUGGUAUCCUCGUCGGUGCCCUCGUCACCCUCGCCACCCUCGCCGCCCUCCAGUCCUACAUUGUUGCCGACCCCGCCUACCUCGACCUUGUCUGGCGUAUCAUGAUCGGUUUCGGUGUCAUCCCCGCUAUCUCUGCCGUGUACUUCCGUCUCACCAUCCCCGAGACUCCCCGCUACACCGUUGAUGUCAUUGGUGCUGUCGACCAGGCCGCCGCCGAUGUCGAGAAGGUCCUCGCCCUCAACUCCACCGCCGAUGUCUCCUCCAACUGGAAGGGUGAGGAGGUCGCCGAGACCCGCGCCAACGUCAAGAAGGGUGGCUUCUGGGCCCACUUUGGCCAGUGGAAGCACGGCAAGGUCCUCCUCGGUACCUCCGUUGCCUGGUUCUGUCUCGAUGUCGCCUGGUACGGCCUCUCGCUCAACGCCAGCACGAUCCUGACGCUGAUCAACUGGAACGGCUCCAACUCGCUCCCUCCGUACGACAACUACUGGAAAAAAACCAUCGGACAGAUCAUCAUUGUUUGCAUGGGCACUCUCCCCGGUUUCAUUGUCGCCAUUGCCCUGAUUGACAAGAUCGGUCGCAAGCCCAUCCAGCUCGUCGGUUUCAUUGUUAUUGCCAUCUGCCUGACCAUCAAGAACAACACCGUCUUCUUCGCCAUCGUCUACACCAUUGCCCAGUUCUUCUUCCAGUUUGGCCCCAACACCACCACCUUCAUUGUUCCCGGUGAGGUCUUCCCCACUCGCUUCCGUUCCACUGCCCACGGCAUCUCUGCCGGCCUCGGCAAGCUCGGUGCCAUCGUCGGCACCCAGACCCUCACUACCCUCUGGGCCAGCAGCCCCACCGUCAUCAUUUUCAUCUUUGCUGGCGUGAUGAUUGUCGGUGCUGCCGCCACCUUCCUCAUUCCCGAGACCAAGGGCAAGACUCUCGAGGAGCUCUCUGGCGAAGACAAUGUCUUUCACUCCGAGGCUUGAAUGAAACCCCCUCCCACUUGCGACACAUCUUGCAUCAAUCGCUCAUAGCCAGAACGCCCGCUUUGCCUUUCUUUUCUUUUGAAAACUCUUUGCUAUUACUCCCUUGAUUGUCCAAAUUACUGCCGGCUAUGAUUCAAAUGUAACCAGAACAUAUCUCAUGUAUUCGAACACGCUUGGUCGACAACGACGCGAGCUGCCGAACGUGGUGGCCGGUUCGCCCUGGCGAUCUCGGCAUGCUUCGACAUGCGUCGAGCACGAUGCGCGGUGCUUGGGCUUGACUUGGGCUUGACAUGGGCUUGACUUGGGCUUGAUGGUUUGUGGAACGGAUGGGAUUGUUUGUGGAACGGAUGGCAGGAUUCUGC
Molecule: messenger RNA, 2020 nt
Organism: Polychytrium aggregatum
Lineage: Eukaryota; Fungi; Chytridiomycota; Chytridiomycetes; Polychytriales
Product: major facilitator superfamily domain-containing protein
Exons: 2
Coding region: 141-1658 (505 amino acids)
Biological process (GO): transmembrane transport
Cellular component (GO): membrane
Molecular function (GO): transmembrane transporter activity
Source: RefSeq, a predicted model, not a curated record